Molecule: messenger RNA, 4613 nt
Organism: Perca fluviatilis (European perch)
Lineage: Eukaryota; Metazoa; Chordata; Actinopteri; Perciformes; Percidae
Gene: reep3b
Product: receptor accessory protein 3b
Exons: 8
Coding region: 317-1105 (262 amino acids)
Biological process (GO): endoplasmic reticulum tubular network organization
Cellular component (GO): endoplasmic reticulum tubular network; cytoplasmic microtubule; endoplasmic reticulum membrane
Molecular function (GO): microtubule binding
Source: RefSeq, a predicted model, not a curated record
CUAUCUGAGCACAGUUGUGUUGCCAGGAACUGGGGAGUAAAGGAGGAAACCUGAGGGAUGAGAGAUUGCCACAAAACAACAGGAAUCAUAUUGGAUAUAUAUUCCAUCGCUUAGCUAUGGCUACACAAACAGAACAGUGAGAUAGAUUGGACAUGCUGGUUGACGGGUACAGCGAGAUAGCUAUCUGGUCCUGAAUUCGCUCAUCGAAGUUUUGGCUGAAGAAGUUUAACGUUACAGCGGUACGGCUAGCCAUUAACGUUAUCACCUGGCUGUCUUCUACCACUUGACACAGCCCUAAACAACAAAGACAGAAAACAUGGUGUCCUGGAUGAUUUCGAGAAGCGUCGUGCUGCUUUUUGGGACUCUGUAUCCUGCAUACUACUCUUACAAAGCUGUCAAGACAAAAAAUGUCAAGGAAUAUGUGCGAUGGAUGAUGUACUGGAUUGUGUUUGCCCUCUACACUGUGGUGGAGACCGUCACCGACCUGACACUGGCAUGGUUUCCUCUGUACUACGAGCUGAAGAUAGCCUUUGUGAUCUGGCUGCUGUCCCCCUACACCAGAGGAGCAAGUCUCAUUUACAGGAAGUGUCUGCACCCUCUGCUGUCCUCUAGAGAGAGGGAAAUAGAUGAGUAUAUUGUGCAUGCCAAAGAGAGGAGCUACGAGACCAUGGUCAACUUUGGCAAGCAGGGACUGAGCAUUGCAGCCACCGCCGCUGUCACUGCAGCUGUCAAGGGUCAGGGUGCCAUCACAGACAAGCUGCGUAGCCUGAGUAUGCACGACCUCACACAGAUAACCCAGCAAGAUGACGGCGCAGGGAACCAGCUCUACGAGUACAGCUCCCGCUCAGCCAACCCUGCCGCCAGGAGAUCUCAGAGCACUGACGCUGGCGACAGAACAGACUACUACUAUGACCAGGAGGAGAGGACUGAUGAAGAGGCGGAACCAACCUUCUCUGAAGACGAGGCAGUCACUCAGAAAGGACUGAGGCGAUCGCAGAGUGUCAAGAUCUCACGAUCCAGAGUCCGCAAAGAUGUGCGUUAUGGAUCCUUGAAGAUUAAAGGCAAGAAGAGACCAGCGCUGAGCUCUGUUAACUAUGGAAUGUGAAAAGAAUGCUACACACACACACGCACACGCACACAGCAGAGCAAUCUGCUGAUCGGUGGAUGGGAUUCCAGCUCUUUAGAGCCUGAACUUUUAUGUCUCUUUGAUGAUGAGCUUUCUUCUAGCAUAUUUAUUACUACUUCAUUCAUCCCAAACCAGUGACUCUUCGAGAGCCUACACUCUGAGAACUUUGACGUUUUUCAUUGGGUUGAUUUUUGCAUGAACUUGUGUGUGUUUCAUCUGUUGUUUGUUAGAAUUGUAGUUUAGGUGUAGGUGUGAUGUUAUGCGUAGUCUUUUAGAUUUUACAUCUAGUCGCUUCAGUCUUUUAGUUUAAUUUAGCCUCUUUCUAAUAAGGCAUUCUUUUAAAAAAAAGUUCAUAAACUGAAAUGAAUGGCUUAACUAAUAGUUAAAUCAUUCACUAAUGCUUAAUAUCAUGGUUCUAAGCCCUUAAUAAGAACAAGCUUGGGUUACUGGGUUGUGAAUCCUUUCAGCUUGUGUUUUUCCUCCAACACUUGCUUUGUCUUUUAGGCUCUUUAAUUUGUCCGGGAGACUCUCCCAAUAUCUGCACCAAAACAGGUUUUAUUGUUCAACAGCUUGUAAACAUGUACAACUGUUGAGUAUUACUAAGUGAAAAUCCAUGGACCCUUAUUAAAGCGGCAUUCAUUUACUUGGUGCAGCACAACAAGGUCCAAUAUUCACUCUCCUUUUAGCUCACAUUACAUAUCAUCUGCUAAUGCAAACAACUAUGCAACUAGAAAUAACACAUUCUUCCUUUGGCAAACAAAUAGUUGAAUUUACAAUCAAUAAAGUACAUCUUUGAUCAGUUCAAUACACUCAGGGGCUUUGCUACUACAGCAUUAUUUGGUCUAUCAGUGAUUAAUGUUGGCUAAUGUUAGCUAAAUGAAGGGCUAUGUGUUUGCACCAACUCUGAAUUUCCCCUCAGCUCAGAGGGCUUUUUUUGCAGCUUUUAGCUCAUUGUUUUGGCCCACAACUUUACUGUUUUGGUUCCCUCUCCUAGUGCAGGCAUCUGUUUUCAAGCUUUAAACCCCACUGGACACUACCUUCUCCACACCAAGCAGCAGACAAAGUUAGCAACUAGCUGGUGAGGAAAGUGAAUAUUGGACUUUAUCAGCUUUAAAAGACUUACUACAUUGUUUUUAAACAAUGAUAUGGAGAUAAAGAGAUUUGUUUAACAACCUAGCAAUUCAAAAGUUGUUUAGAUUAAUGGCUCAUAAGUGACCUAUUAAACUAUUGUAUUACACAUUCAGUAUGUUAUUAGUUUCAGCUUAAAAACCCUUUUAUAAAGAGUAUUGUAUUAAAACGUUGCUUCGCUGCCUUUCAGGUAUUUUAUCUGACACUAGUGUUGGAGUCCGUUAACUUCCGUGUGGCUCAACAUACUAAUGGAGACUAGCUCUUACCCUGAGGGACAUGUCCUGUAGGUUCAGACACAUGCAACAUUCCCUGUCACAGUGGUGACAGUACGAGAGCUCUGAUUCGCAGUAGGAUACCAGCAACUCUGACAUCAACGUUUGAACUUUAGUAGAGUGGAGUUGAAUGAAUGCGAUGAAACACACUUGAACACCAGCAGAUGAACACUAUCCCUUAUUCCUGUCAGAGGAGGGAGACUGUGGACACCAAUGAAGAGAAAGAAAGGGAAGAGAAAACCAAAUGAAACCGUGAUUCUCCCAGGUUUCUCCGUGCAAAUGUCAGCCUUUAUAAAGGACCCAGAACUCCCGCUGACUAUUAAAUGAUGAUUUCUUAUUUUACUGCUUUUUACUCAUGUAUUUUUUAUAUGGCUGUGUCCAGAUCACACCCCUGGUUGUAAAUUUCUCGCUGUAUUUCUUAGUAUCAGUGAAGAUUAGCUUUUUAAAUGUUAUUCUGUGUGUGUAUGUGUGUUACCUUUGGAUCAGAUGGAGUCUUUUUGUAUGUUAACCACCUGUUUUUGCACACAUAGACCUCCUCCCAAACCUUUGUAUCAAUGCUGUUGUUGCUUGUCAUCUCAUUUUAUAAUGUACUUUCGCUGUGGGAGGAUGCAGCACACAAAUGAGCUUAGCCAUUCUUGAUGAUGAAUGCUAAUACUAACGGCCUCUCAUGACAUCCUAAAGUUUGGCUUGUUUUUGUCCUCUGGUAGUGCAGUUAGUGCUACGCUGCUGUAGCUGAAGUUCCUUCUACAGUUGCUGUUUAGAGAUGGAACAGUCUGUUUCUGUGCUUUCUGUGUCCGUUUUCUUGUGGUUCAUGGGUACGUCUGGCUGAAGCAAAAUUACUGCUACUAUUAAACUGGCCUAGUAGUAUUCCUAGAUACGAUUAAAUACUAGUCUCACGUUGCCAGAGCUGUCCCCACAGCGCUGUGGAGUAAGGUCUGGCUACACCACGUACAUUCUAGGAUAGGAGAAGAAAAAAAGUGCUCUUACCAGUGUAUCGUCGUGUGUACUUUAGCCACAGCAGUCCCGUCAAUCGGUCCCAAAACGUCCCAGUAACAGAGGAAAUGCCGUAAACAUAUUCUUUGUAAAUCUUUACGAUCAUUCCCCGAAAGAACCAAGCAGGCCUGCCUUGUUGCACGGUCCAAAUUUUCUUCUAAACUUGCCAUUUUCAGCGUGUAGCUCGCUAGCUCGAAGUUUGUUUCCUGAAGCGAAGGGAUUUUGAGAACGUCAACACAGAGAACGGAAGGUCAGGGGCAUCCUGGAAAUGUUCUUCCGUUGAUGCUGACUAGGUUUAGUGUGGCAUGAGUUUCACCAUUUGCCCUUUACUUUGCGUAAUUUAUGACCAUACACACCCUGCACAUGGGUAAACAUGCGUGCCUUAGCACAUCCCCAGUGUAGUAUAAACGGAAGAAGUUGUCCACCCUGCUGUCCACGGCUGUUUUGUAUACCGUUCUACCGUUUUCGAUACAGGUGGGGCUACUCCCCCUGAGCUGGGGUGUAAGUGCGCGACCAUUCAAGCCAUGCUGGCAUGGUAGGAAUGGUUUUCCACAGAGCAUAAACAGAACAGCAUGCAUGUCUGCCUCCAUUUUUCAGUAUAUUCUACCCUUUAGACACACUACCAUCAAAACAUCAACUGAGGGAAUAUGUUUUGAAAGAAUGCUGUUGAUUCCACGCACUUGAAGAAUCUAUGACAAGGAGCACUGAAGCUGUUCUUGAGGCUUGUGGUGGAACAACUUCAUACAAAAGGAUCUGUGUGCCGUACAUUUUGUCAUUGGCCCAAUUUUGCUAGAAUCUGCACGGAUUUCUUAUAUCCUAUUAUCCGUACAUGCAGACACUCAAUGUAUUACGAGAGCUGUGUGUGUGUGUGUGGUGUGUGUGUGUGAUUUGUAGUAUAUCAAUAACGAGCCAAACUUUCUCAUGUCUGAUGUCCAUUUUAAUGACCCUAACUAAAUAGUGAUACCAAAGCUUCAUGUACUCACCCGGAGCUGUGUGGCUGGGGUUUUUGAUCUGUGUGGGGAAAAUGUCUGCUGUGUGGAUUGCAAAUGCAAUUCAAUGAAGGCUAUCCAAAUAAAGAAUGGCCAACAAGUAAA